AGUCAACCAUGGUCACACGCUGAACAAUCUCCUCUCUCCCAAAUGUCAACCACCAUCGCUUUGUUACUUGUUCACCUCCACCUACUCCUGUGCGGCCAUGGCGCCGCCGCCGUCGCAGCAACGGCGACACCGCCGCCUCUCCCGGUUCUGCCCGUCCCUUCCUACGCGCAGCUCCAGUGGCAGCUCUCCGAGAUGGCCCUCUUCAUCCACUUCGGGCCGAACACCUUCACGGACUCCGAGUGGGGCUCCGGCCACGCCGACCCCGCCGUGUUCGCGCCGUCCGCGCUCGACGCCGGCCAGUGGGCGCGCGUCGCGGCGGAGGGAGGGUUCGGCCGCGUGGUGCUCACGGCCAAGCACCACGACGGGUUCUGCCUCUGGCCGUCGGCGCUGACGGACUACUCGGUGGCCGCCUCGCCGUGGCGGGGUGGGGCGGGGGACGUCGUCGGCGAGCUCUCGGCCGCCGCGCGCGCGGAGGGGAUCGGGCUGGGGCUGUACCUGUCGCCGUGGGACCGCCACGAGCCUGUGUACGGCGACACCGUCGCAUACAAUGAACACUACAUGGGCCAAAUGACGGAAUUGCUCACCAGGUAUGGAGAUGUGGAGGAAGUUUGGCUUGAUGGUGCAAAGGGCGACGACACGUACAUGGAUUACAUGUUUGAUGCCUGGUUUGCGCUUAUCCAUCAGCUCCAGCGAAGGGUGGUCAUCUUCUCAGAUGCUGGACCAGAUACUAGAUGGGUAGGAGACGAGGCGGGGAUUGCGGGCCGUACUUGCUGGUCUCCUUUCAACAAGACCGUCGUGACAAUUGGGCACAUCAUUCCUGAAUACUCACAAAGUGGGGAUCAAUUUGGUGAAGAAUGGGUUCCUGCAGAAUGUGAUGUUUCCAUCAGGCCAGGGUGGUUCUGGCAUGCCUCAGAGAAACCAAAAAGUGCUGUAACCCUGCUUGACAUAUACUACAAAUCAGUUGGUAGAAAUUGUCUCCUCAUAUUGAAUGUUCCUCCCAAUUCAUCCGGGCUUAUUUCCGAUGAAGAUAUGCAAGUCCUUCAGGAAUUCACCGAGAUCCGACGGACGAUCUUCUCUCACAACUUUGCUGCCAAUGCGACUGGCACAGCAAGCAGUGUGCGUGGUGGGUUGGAGAACCUGCAGUUUGCGCCCUCCAACACCCUCCGAGAUAGCAUAUACUCCUACUGGGCACCACAGGAAGGGCAGACAAGCUGGGAAAUGCUCUUCGACCUCGGGCGAUCCACUUCCUUCAACUUGCUCCAGCUCCAGGAGCCUAUCCAGAUGGGACAGCGUGUGAUCGAGUUCCAUGUGGAUGUCCUACUGGGUGGACUGUGGCAAACAAUUCUUGAAGGCACGACAAUUGGGUACAAGAGGCUGCUCCGGUUCCCCGCCGUCGACGCCCGGUACCUGAAGCUAUAUGUCGACAGUGCACGCGCAGACCCACUGAUUGCAUUCGUUGGUGUUUUCAUGGAUCCCUUCUCGGAUGCAUAUGGGUUAGACCAUGAGAAGCCAUCCCAUACUAAUAGCAGUGAAGUCAUAAUGUUAAGGAGAGGCCACGCUGCUGGCAACAGGAGUACUGCUACGAUGUAAGCCCGAGCGCAGUUUGUGAAGUGCCACUUGAGAUUUCCCAGUGUCAUGUUUCAUCAUCAUCUGGCCUUGUUUUGGGAUCAACUUGGUGUUCGUGUAUAUCUUACGAUUCGAUUGAAGACGAAGCGCAUGGUGUUCGACGGUAAAGCGGUAUGUGUGCACAUAUUUUCCGUCAGUAUGGAUUGUUCCUUGAAGCAUUCUGAAGUACAGUAACAAAUUUAGUUUCUGCAACCAAGCAUGGUUGAUCAUCCUUUGUACUUUCCCAGGCCAGUUCUUGUUCUGAAAAAUUCGCUGAAGAAUGGUGUGAUCAGAAACCUUGUACACUGUUCUUGAAUAAUGUGAUUUUUAUUUUGAAUGCA
This is a messenger RNA of Aegilops tauschii subsp. strangulata, 1946 nucleotides long. Its product is annotated as putative alpha-L-fucosidase 1. Gene Ontology annotation, cellular component: lysosome. The record is from RefSeq and is a predicted model, not a curated record. Gene Ontology annotation, molecular function: alpha-L-fucosidase activity. Lineage: Eukaryota; Viridiplantae; Streptophyta; Magnoliopsida; Poales; Poaceae. Gene Ontology annotation, biological process: glycoside catabolic process; fucose metabolic process.